This is a messenger RNA of Entelurus aequoreus (snake pipefish), 1820 nucleotides long. RefSeq names its product cytochrome b-c1 complex subunit 1, mitochondrial (gene uqcrc1). The record is from RefSeq and is a predicted model, not a curated record. Lineage: Eukaryota; Metazoa; Chordata; Actinopteri; Syngnathiformes; Syngnathidae. Gene Ontology annotation, molecular function: metal ion binding. The coding region runs from base 97 to 1533 and encodes 478 amino acids. The transcript has 13 exons. Gene Ontology annotation, cellular component: mitochondrion.
UCUAUGUGUCUGGAGGCAAACAACAGACGUUCAGCACACCAACAAAGAAGAAGUGGAGACAGCGGAAGCUGGUGUCCUCUACAACCUGCUUGAGAAAUGGCGGCGUCUGUGUGUCGAGUCGGGAGCACCGUGGGUCGUGUACUGGCCAAAGCCCGCAGUCCCAUCUUGCUGUCUCUAAGGCGUGGACAGACCUCAAUCAGCUAUGCCCAAAGCCUGGUGGGAGCCCCUGAGACUCGUCUCACUGCCCUGGAUAAUGGCCUGAGGGUCGCAUCUGAAGAGACGGGACACGCUACAUGCACCGUGGGACUGUGGAUCAGCGUUGGCAGUCGCUAUGAGAGCGAAAAACACAAUGGGGCUGGCUUUUUCCUGGAGCACAUGGCUUUCAAGGGAACCAAGAAGCACCCUCAGGCCGCUCUGGAGCAGGAAGUGGAGUCUAUGGGUGCUCACUUGAGCGCCUACACCUCCCGGGAGCACACCGCAUACUACAUGAAGACCUUGGCUAAAGACCUGCCUAAAGCCGUGGAGCUACUAUCAGAGGUGGUGCAGAGCUGCUCCCUCAACGAGACGGAGCUUGAGCAGCAGCGGGGCAUCGUGCUCCGUGAACUGGAGGAAGUCGAAGGCAACCUGCAGGAAGUUUGCCUGGACCUGCUGCAUGCCACGGCCUUCCAGGGUACACCUCUGGGCCAAAGUGUGCUGGGACCGUCCAACAAUGCCAGAACUCUUACCCGCCAGGACUUAGUGGAAUACAUCAACAGCCACUACAAGGCCCCACGUAUGGUUCUGUCAGCUGCUGGAGGUGUUAACCACGAGGAGCUGGUGAGCUUGGCCCAAACUCACUUCAGUGGACUGUCCUUUGAGUAUGAGGGCGACGCCGUUCCUGUGUUGUCACCCUGCAGAUUUACAGGAAGUGAGAUCCGCAUGCGUGAUGAUGCUCUUCCUCUGGCACACAUCGCUAUCGCUGUGGAGGGGGCCAGUGCUGCCAGCGCUGACAUUGUGCCUCUCAUGGUGGCUAAUGCCAUCAUUGGGAGCUACGAUCUUACCUACGGCGGUGGAAAGCAUCUGAGCAGCCGUCUGGCGCGCCUGGCAGCGGAGGAGAACCUGUGUCACAGCUUCCAGGCCUUCCACUCGUCCUACAGCGACACCGGCCUGAUGGGAAUUUACUUUGUGACCGACAAGCACCACAUUGAAGACAUGAUGCACUGGUCCCAGAACGCCUGGAUGAACCUGUGCACCACGGUCACGGAGAGUGACGUAGCCAGAGGCAAGAACGCCCUGAAGGCCAGCUUGGUAGGACAACUCGAUGGAACAACGCCAAUUUGUGACGACAUCGGCAGGCACGUUCUGAACUACGGACGGCGUAUUCCUCUCGCCGAGUGGGACGCUCGGAUUGACGCUGUGACCCCCAGGGUGGUUCGUGACGUUUGCUCCAAAUAUAUCUACGACAAGUGUCCCGCUGUGGCUGGUGUCGGCCCCAUUGAACAGCUCCCCGACUACAACAGAAUGCGCAGUGCCAUGUACUGGCUCAGGUUUUAAAUGUCAUUGUGGCGUUGAUUUGUUUUUUCUCGCCUCAACCUCAAGCCAACUUUUCCUUCGACCUCUUAUCAUGCACUCGGCCAGUGAGGGAACUAGUCUGACUAUAAUUGGUAACCUCACUCACCUGGUACAGAUGUGUGCAUGGUGCAUUUACUGUACACAGGACUCAGUACAUCAUAAAUAAGUCUGGAGCAUCAGUGUAUUUAUCAAUUCUGUAAGGUUUGUUUCUGUCCUAUUGUACAUAAUAGACGAUCUCAUUCUGAUGGAAAUAAAACCAAAAAACUUAA